UAUAAAACAGAUUUAGCCUUUGGUUGCAGUUCAGUGUGGCAUUACGUGCCAGAGACAGUACUUUAUCUAAAUUAAAAUUUUUGAGCUGAAGCUAAAAAUGAGGACAUUAGCUGCUGUUGCUAUAAGCUGUUUGCUUCUAGUGCAAUUGGCCAACGGCUUACCUGUUGGAAAACUUCGAACCACCGCUGCUGCUGCCAAAGUGCAGGACAAUCCUCAGCUCUCCGGUGAGACUUCAAUGGAAGAAGACAGUGACGCACAAACUCCCAUUGUUCUUUUUAUUAUUGGUGAAUUAGGCAAACUUGCAAAGUGGGUGCUUGAGCGCGGUAGCGUGGUGGUAAAUAAUGCCGUAACUGAACUAAAGGCAAUACCAGGCAAAGAUGAAUUAUUGCAAGCCAACAUCACACGCAUGUCAAGGGUAGCUACGGAGGCUGCACAGUUUAAACUUCAAGACGAUGAAGAAAGUAUUUUGCAAUUAUUCGAUAAUAUGAUUACUUUCACCGAGAUGUUGACUGACUACGACAAUAUGCAGGAGGAUUCCAAGCUCAAGCUCACAUUGAAGACAGCUCUAGAAAAUAAUGGCUACAACCAAUUCGAGAACGAUUUCCAGCAGAAGGUCGAGGACUUAGUUGAGAAAUUCGAAAAUGAAAUUGAAGAUUAUUUCAAAGAUGUAUCUUCGGAGGAAAAACCAAACCAAAAACCAAAGUCAGCCAAAUUAAUGCAGUGGCACGAAGAGCUUAAGAAGGAAACAAACGAAGACAAGAAGAAACUUGAUAAGCUCGGAGAAGUUUUUGGAUUUUAAUAAUUGCAUACUUUUGCAUAAGCCAUUUUUUGUAAAAUAAUAAUAAAUUUUGUAAAAUAAUAA
Molecule: messenger RNA, 862 nt
Organism: Ceratitis capitata (Mediterranean fruit fly)
Lineage: Eukaryota; Metazoa; Arthropoda; Insecta; Diptera; Tephritidae
Exons: 2
Coding region: 98-799 (233 amino acids)
Source: RefSeq, a predicted model, not a curated record